This is a messenger RNA of Trichoderma atroviride IMI 206040, 1841 nucleotides long. RefSeq lists its product as uncharacterized. NCBI's taxonomy places the organism in Eukaryota, Fungi, Ascomycota, Sordariomycetes, Hypocreales, Hypocreaceae. The record is from RefSeq and is a predicted model, not a curated record.
UCCCCAGUCAACAGUCCUUCCUUCAAGUGAACGUCGUCAAGACUCACUCUCCUUCAUUCUUUCACGAGGCUAGCCCUUGUUUUCUUGUUUUACCUUUUGCUCAUCUUUUCCGAGACUUUCCUUACAUACGCUGGCCUGGUUGCUUGCUGUUAAAGAAUCUGUGAUAUCUUGUGUGACUGCAACGGUCUUUCUUACCGUCUUCUCGUAGCUUUCACUAUUCUCAAUCACUACCCAGUCUUUUGAGCCUCUUCCCCCAUCUUGACGACUAUUCAUACCACGGCAUCAUCCUGAGACUUUUUCGUCUGGUACGAUUUAGACUCUGAUAUCACUCUCUUUCAAAAUGUUCUCCAAACUUUUCGCCGUCACUGUGCUGGCUACGGCCGCCAGUGCCCACAUGAAGAUUACAAGCCCAGUUCCGUAUGGCAGUUCAGAUCUGGACAACAGCCCUCUCUUUGCCAAUGGCACGAAUUUCCCUUGCAAACUGCGAGGCAACGUCUAUAACCUCGAGGGCGCUAGCAAUGUCUUUGCCCAAGGCAGCACCCAGAAACUCGCUUUUCUUGGAUCUGUUGUUCAUGGUGGCGGUUCAUGCCAAGUUUCCGUUACUACUGACGCUCAGCCUGACAAGAACUCUGUCUGGAAGGUCAUCAAGUCUAUUGAGGGUGGCUGCCCUGCCAAGGACCAAGUUGGCAAUAUGCCCGGCCCUGCCAGUACCGUGGAUCCUUACACAUACGAAUACACUAUUCCUAAGGAACUGCAAUCCGGCAACUACACACUGGCCUGGACUUGGUUCAACAAGAUUGGCAACCGUGAGAUGUACAUGAACUGCGCGCCUUUGACUGUCACUGGAUCAGGAGGCUCCAAGGACUUCUUGAACACUCUUCCGGAUAUGCACCAAGCCAACUUCGCUGGCGCGAAGGACUGCGGAACUGACGAGGGCCAUGAUCUCUUGUUCCCCACUCCUGGCAAUGAUGUUGACAAAUUCAACGGCGCUACCGAAGUCUUCCUGGGUCCAACUUGUAUUGCUCCUGGUACCCCAAACCCUACCAACGGCGGCUCUGGCUCUGGCUCUGCUCCCACCAGCUCUCCUCCCCAGCCUACUCAAGUCAGUGUUCCCAGCGCCGGCGGUGUCUUUAUUACCAGGCCACCAGCUUCUCUGCCAGCUGCUACCCAGCCCGCAGCUUCUCAACCUGCCGCUUCUCAACCUGCCGCUUCCGAGCCUGUUGUCACCUCCGCUCCCGUUGCGAGCUCCCCUGCUCAGUCUCAGGCGGCUCCAUCCCCUACUUCUGCUGCUGCUGCUCUUCCGCCAGCUCCCAGCUCCGGCUCCAACGCCAGCUCAGGAUCAAGCCCCAGCGGCGGUUUCGCAGCCGGCACAGCUUGCCCCACUGAAGGCCAAUGGAACUGCAUUGACGGAACUCACUUCCAGCGAUGCGCCAGUGGUAGCUGGUCUGCUUCCCAGGCUGUUGCUGAUGGUACUUCAUGCCAGUCUGGUCAGGCUGAGAACCUCAAAAUGGUUGCCAAGAGGGGCAAGAAGUCGAUGCGCCGCGCCGUUCGCAUGCGUGCUUAAGCAUCAUGAGCAAUACCCUUUAGACGUCGACACUGAGUUUUCUACAGUCUUUUUUAUUGGAGAAUUUGGAGAUGGAUUGUGGUGGACAUUUAACCAUUCCCUUGAAGGGAGGAUUGACAUUCUUUUGAUGUAUAUACUUUUGUAUUUAUACCGCUCUUUCUUAUUCGUUGUAACAUCACCGAGAUUUUAGAUUACAUUACCCUGGAAAAAUAUACAUACGGGGCACAUAAGCAUUUAAGCUUUAUCACGAAAAAUACAUUUCCACUAUGCCUGUGGC